AUCAUACUUUGCACGCAGGACAACCAGGAUGGGUGCAAUUUUAUAUUGACCCAAAGCGUAAGAAAAAAUAUAUUGGAGUUGUAUUAAGUCCAAAUGAUAAAUUACCGAGACCGCCUACCGAGCCAAGAAGGCGUAGAUUUGAUUUGAUUGAUGUUACACAAUAUCAUGAAGAGUUACGUAAAUCCAGAGAAAUUGCUAUUUCUAAGAAACAACAAAAAUAA
Messenger RNA from Racocetra fulgida, 221 nucleotides. The record is from the annotation of a GenBank genome assembly. NCBI's taxonomy places the organism in Eukaryota, Fungi, Glomeromycota, Glomeromycetes, Diversisporales, Gigasporaceae.